Alternaria metachromatica is the source of this 1623-nucleotide messenger RNA. RefSeq lists its product as uncharacterized. Gene Ontology annotation, cellular component: nucleus. The coding region runs from base 1 to 1623 and encodes 540 amino acids. The record is from RefSeq and is a predicted model, not a curated record. Lineage: Eukaryota; Fungi; Ascomycota; Dothideomycetes; Pleosporales; Pleosporaceae. The transcript has a single exon. Gene Ontology annotation, molecular function: DNA binding; zinc ion binding. Gene Ontology annotation, biological process: DNA-templated transcription.
AUGUCGGUACAGUCGUACGAUUCGGAUUGGAGUGGUUCGGCAAAUGACCAGAGCCUUGACGAUCCCGGACGUGGCUCUUACUCCGAUCAACUUGCCCUCCAAUGGGAACAAGAUCCUUUCGAAACUGACCCUGGACUGACGAUGCACCUACUGGAUCUUUAUUUCAAUCACGCGGGUCGCGCGACCUAUGGCAUGUUUCCUCGUAGACCCUUCCUCGCAUGGGUAGAGGGUAACCGCGACAAGAACCACGACCACUUGAUGCUUUUAUACUCAGUCCUGGCUAUAGGCUCACUGUUCUCGGUUGAUGGAGAUAAGAAAGCCCUGGGAAAGAAGUUCGCUUCGGUUGCGUCAUAUGCAGCGGAAAAGCGGUUCGGGAAGUUCAGCCUGCAGUUAUGCCAGACUCGGCUGAUGCUCGCGCUCUACUAUUUUGCUCGCGGCAAGUCACAGGAAGCCUGGGACUAUUGUGGUGCUGGUCUGCGAGCUCUUAGCGCCCUGAAGCUGAAUUCUGAAGAAGGCGUUAAAGAGCUGGUUGAUAGCAGUGCCGAUUGGGACUAUGGACUUGAUCGUCAAAUGUUCGCGGAGUGCUGUCGUCGCACUUUUUGGUCCGGACUACUGAUGGAUGUAAGUCACGACGUCAUCAAGGUCCCAGCAUCCGUUGACUUGAUGCAACAACAGCGAUACAAUGGCUUCUUCGGAGGGACCCUUUUCGUCCUCAACUUGGAGGAUGCCUUCGUUCAGCUCCCAUGUCUGGACAGCAUGUACGAUGCAUCAACACCGUGUAACGCGCCGAUCCUGGACGAAGAUAUCCUGAGUGGAAAUGCCACUUCUGGCCCCGUUCUUGGCCACAUGGCGUAUCUAUGCCUGAUAUCGACGCUAUGGGGUGAGGUCCUUACCUUCACUAGCCGAGCUGCGCGUCGGCCCGACAGUGCCUAUGAACGACAUUACGACACGUUCUACACGCGAAUCAAUGAGAAGCUGGAAGCAUGGCAUGCGAUGUUGCCGGAGGAGCUUCGUUACAGCCCACGAAAUCUCGACAACAGCAUGGUUGCAGGAUACGCAGGUACAUUCGUGUCUAUACACGCUUUGUAUUACGCUACAGUCAUCCGGCUCAAUCGCCAUAUCAGAGUCAGCAUAUUACCAAUGGAAAAACAACGCCGAAAUCUGGAACGAGCCCUACGCAUGGCGUCCAACUUUCUGUCGAUGAUGCUUUCCCUAGCUCCAGCUAGCCGCCAACGUCUUUCGCCCACCGUUGCCUCGGACCUCUCGUUCUCGACGCCUUUCCCUGGUUACGCGCUCAUGCUUUCGGUCGAUGUAUUGACCUCUGCCGGGCUGUUGUCAUCGUUGCCGACUUUGAUCGAGACACUCAACACUACACUGACCUGUAUCGACGAACUAGCAGGCGUUUGGGCUUCUGCAAAAGCGCAGCAGAAGACAGUAUCGAAUCGGAUCAAGCAGCUCAUGGAUAUUGCCGCACAACAGGGCCAAGGCAUAAGCAACGGAAGUUACGGAAAUUUCUGGAGGAUCGGCAACAGUCUUGAGACGGCUUUCGGAAACGAUGAUGCGUUGUAUAAGACCGAAGACCAGUUGCUUUUCGGCGUUGUGGGUCAGCUUACGAGUCAGUAA